ACUGUGAUGCAGUGCCUUAGACCGCUGCGCCACUCAGGAGACCACAUUCUAUUCUUUUCUAUUCCGGUUCCGACAUGUCUCUCUCAGGAGAUGAUUCUGAAGCGGGCAGCAGACAUGGCAGAGGCGUUGUACACAACGUUGCCACGCAGCCACAACCAGCUGACUGGGAUGGGCAGCGGCUCCGUCCACGCCGGCAUGAUGGCCGUCAACUCCUUCCCCGGGUCAGAGGUCACACAGAUAGCCAAUCAGGUCGUUCCCUCCAGUCCCACCAUGGCCUCCACCACCAAUCUUCCCUCUAAUUGCAGUAGUUCUUCAGGCAUCUUCUCCUUCUCUCCGGCCAACAUGGUGUCUGCUGCGGUCAAACAGAAGAGCGCCUUCGCCCCCGUUGUACGGCCGCAGACCUCCCCUCCACUCACCUGCACCGGCGCUAUUGCUAACGGACUGCAAGUAGAUCAGUCUUUUGUGGACUCUAGCAAGUACUCCUCCUCCAGCUCUCUUCAGGGUCUGGCCUUCUCCUGAAGUAUGUUAGCUCUCUCUGUCUCUCUCUCUCACUCCAUUUAAUCACCCAUCCCUCUUUCUCUUCUCCUCCCUCUCAUGGUCUGUAGAUUAUAUGCUUCACUCCAUCCAUCAUUCCAACUCCACCGGGUUUUCUCUCCUUGUCCACAGGAUUUCCAUUCCUCUUUAUCUGUCUUCCUCUAGUCUAGUUGUUUCUCAUAUGAUCAGAGGGACCAGGUGGGGUGUUGCGGCUAAUACUAAGCUAGCUGACAAUAGUGUAAUAGUUUUUCUCUUCAGAGUGGCCCGUUGCGUUGACUUUGUGGGUCAUAAGAAAACCCCUAAAUCCUUUAGGUUGGUCACAGCAGGGAAACAGUGAAAUAUGUGCGAACCACUGCUUU
Molecule: messenger RNA, 893 nt
Organism: Salvelinus sp. IW2-2015
Lineage: Eukaryota; Metazoa; Chordata; Actinopteri; Salmoniformes; Salmonidae
Source: RefSeq, a predicted model, not a curated record